Molecule: messenger RNA, 2049 nt
Organism: Cutaneotrichosporon cavernicola
Lineage: Eukaryota; Fungi; Basidiomycota; Tremellomycetes; Trichosporonales; Trichosporonaceae
Exons: 7
Coding region: 1-2049 (682 amino acids)
Biological process (GO): vesicle-mediated transport; intracellular protein transport
Cellular component (GO): AP-4 adaptor complex; membrane coat
Molecular function (GO): cargo adaptor activity
Source: RefSeq, a predicted model, not a curated record
AUGGUCCUCCCACCAUUCAUCCUCUCUGGAGCCAACAGUCGCGCCCACUAUACCCUGCUGGCACGGCUCGAUGCGGCCGAGUCCCCGCAGGCGGCCAUCGCGGUCGUUGCUGCCGAGGCGGUGCGGUGUCGCGGUGUGCUGGAAGGCAAGGCGGGCAAUUCCAAAACCGCUGAGACGCUCAUCAUCCUCCUCACCUGCACCACGGUCAGCACCAUCCCACUAGACACCGACUUCGCCCUCGUGCCGGCCCUCAAGCUGGCCGAGAGCGGCAAGUCGCACCGCCGCACAGGGUAUCGAUUCCUUAUCGAGCGCUUACCGGAGGGACAUGAGCUCGCCUUGAUGCUCAUCAACACGGUACGAAAGGACUUGGCGAGCUCCAACCCGGCUCACAUCCUUAUGGCGCUCGGCGCGAUCUGCCAUCUCCCUAGCGACGAGCUCGCACCAGCCGUGCUCCCACUCCUGAAUGAGAGGAGGCUGGUGGAACAUGAACUGCCGGCUGUCCGACAACGAACGAUCCAGGCACUCUGCGCACUCAAUGGACAGCUGGGCCUACGCGAGCUCGCACGACGUAUCAGGAAGGAAGACGACGACAGUGUCCUGUCAUCGAUCGUCAAAAGCUUUGGAGAAGCGCUUCAUGCGGGCGCACGUGAAGAGAACCCCGAGAAGCGGCGGAGGCAGUUCGAUACGCUCUUCGCUGCUGCCGCUCGGCAUCUCCACCCUUCCCCGCUACUCGUGCAGCUUAUGCGCGCAGUCGCUUGUGUGCUGGCUCCCCUUGGGCGCGGGGAAGAUCUCACAGACCAUGUCCUCGAACGCGCUCACGCGCUGACUGACGAGAUUGUCGAGGUCACCACCACGCCGGGGCCGUGGGCCCAAGCCUGUUUGGUGGAAGUGUGCGCGCUCGCUGCUACGAUCUGGGCCGCGGAUAGCAAGCCCGUCUCUGAGCCAUUGUUAGAGCAUGUCCGCAACUUGCUUCUCCCUGAGAAGGAGAAGGGGAAGGAACGGACUCCGGUCCAUUCCGCGAGGUCAAGUCCACGCAAGCCCGAAGGAAAGAGCUCCAAACCUCAUCCUAACAGGCGGAUACUCGGGCUACGCUGUCUCGCCACUCUUCCGUUCGUGUGGCUGGACGGCCUGACGGAGACACACAUGGGCGCUCUCAUGGCCGGCGUCGACUCGGGCGACAGCACGGUUCGGCUGGAAACUCUCCGCCUCCUGGCCAAGGUCGACGCUAACCUUCCCCGUCUGACAGCAGACAGCCACCUUGACUCUCUCUCCCGAGGGGCGGAAGAAAAGGAAGACGCCGCCUCGCGCGCGCUCGAGGCUCUCGAGGUCGCUUUGGAGGGCGAGGAACCUGGUACACGCGCGCAAGGUCUGGCAGAGAGCCUGGCUCGUAUUACACCUCACUUCACACACGUGUGGAUGAAGGGCGUCCACGCCGCCAUCGGAUACACCCAGAUCCUCCCACCGACGUCGUUCAUCGACCCGGCCGCGGACGCACUCCUCGCUGCCCCCGCUGACCCCACCCUCGCGGUCGCAGUGGCCACGCUGGCCGUCGAGCACGAUCGGCCUGCUGUGCCUGCGCUGCUCGCGGCCCUCCCCCGUGUCGACCCCGAGGUUCAAGAGCUCUGCAUCCUGGCUCUGGUGCCCCUGCAUGGUGGGCAGGAGGCCGUUCGCACCCUCCGCAAAGUCGCCGAAGGGGCGAUCCCGCAUAUCCGGCGGCGUUGCGAGCAGGUCGCGCUCGUGCUGGAGCAGGGCCAGGCGUGGGAUGUCGUGGGCCGGGCCAAGUCGCGUGCUCUCACGGAUGUCCUCGACGCGCUUCUUGCUGUGCAUGCCGAGCUGGUCACUCCGUCGCGCCCAUCGCUCGAAGAUCGCGACUCGAACCUGUCCGCGAGCACCAUCCGCUCCAAGCCCGCCGCGCUCAAGUAUAAUUACGGUACCAGCAGCCCGCUCGGCCGCGCGGCGGAGCUCGCGAUGGGGCGAAGCGCCCUCGUAGAGCCUGACGACGUUGCGCUGGAUGAGCUAACAGCUGACACUGGCCGUGUGCGUAUCUAA